Messenger RNA from Stylophora pistillata, 1147 nucleotides. RefSeq names its product aminoacyl tRNA synthase complex-interacting multifunctional protein 1. The record is from RefSeq and is a predicted model, not a curated record. NCBI's taxonomy places the organism in Eukaryota, Metazoa, Cnidaria, Anthozoa, Scleractinia, Pocilloporidae. Gene Ontology annotation, molecular function: tRNA binding.
GUUUUGAAUUUUCCCAAGGAAGUAAAUGCUCCGAGGACUUACCUCUUGGUGUGGAAAUAAGAGCAUUUUCUUCAGUAAUAACAGUUUGAGGCAUCUUUUUCAAUCAAGAAUUAUCAUGGGUACGGGUGGAGAAGUUGUAGAGCGGCUUGAAAAACGUGCAGUGGAAACUGAAGAGACAAUCUCCUUUUUGAAGUCGCAGUUGCUCUUUUUACAGAAAGCGGCAGAGAAGAAGACUAAUUCAUGGGGAAGUAAGGAUAUUACUGCUCUCAAACAAGAGAACGAACACCUUAGGCAGGAAGUACACAAACUUAAGGCAGAGCUGGAAUAUUGGGAAGUGAGGAAUGGAUUGAAACAAGUUACUCUCCCAGUUUUAAAGCAAGGCACAUCUUUCAUUGAACAAGAAAAAGUUGCUGCGCCAGUUGCUGAACAGGCAGAAGUGAAACCUGAAAAAGCAAAAGAGGAAAAGCCAAUGGAAAAGAAACCCAAGAAACAGAAAGCAGAGAAAAAAGUAAAGGAGAAGCCAAAAACAGCAGAAGAAGCAGCCAGCACUGUGGAACCUGAUGUGUCUCGUAUUGACUUCCGUGUGGGUAAAAUACUGUCAGCUAAGCGUCACCCUGACGCCGAUACACUGUUUGUGGAAGAAAUUGAUGUUGGAGAAGAAAGUCCUCGAACAGUUUGCAGUGGCCUUGUAGGAUCAGUGCCUUUAGAGGAACUUCAGGAUCGAGUUGUGCUCGUGAUGUGCAACCUGAAGCCAGUCAAGAUGCGCGGUAUCACAUCGCAAGCCAUGGUGAUGUGUGCGAGUAACGAGAAAAGAACGCUGUUUGAACUACUAAACGCGCCCGAGGGUAGCGUGCCAGGCGACAGAGUUACAUUUGAUGGCUUUCCGGGGGAGCCUGACAAGCAGUUGAACCCAAAGAAAAAGGUUUGGGAGCAAGUUCAGCCUCAUCUACGCACAAACGAUGCUGGGAUCGCAUGCUACAAGGAUACUCCUUUCACUGUAGCUGGAAAAGGUGUUUGUACAUCAAGCAAACUUUUUAAGGCACCCAUAAGUUGAAUCCUAAAGUGAGAAAACGAUGUAAAACGCGGAAAUGAAAUCUUCGUUUUGUUUCAAAUGGAAUAAAAAAAGCUCCUGAUUCUUCAAACAUCA